Messenger RNA from Serpula lacrymans var. lacrymans S7.9, 1114 nucleotides. RefSeq lists its product as uncharacterized. Bases 1 to 966 code for a protein of 321 amino acids. NCBI's taxonomy places the organism in Eukaryota, Fungi, Basidiomycota, Agaricomycetes, Boletales, Serpulaceae. The record is from RefSeq and is a predicted model, not a curated record. The transcript is spliced from 2 exons.
AUGGCUCCUCCCUUAACCAUUCGAGCAGAGAUAGCAAAAGAUACGAUAAACAGUUCCGCGGCCAUUGUAGCUAAAACAAAUGGCGCAUCCCUGGAGUCUGUAUUCGUAGAUGCUCAAUUGCCUCAAUUACCUCGUCUGUCGUCUCAAGGACGUACUGAUCCAUCCUCUUCCUUCCCUAUUCCUUCCUCGCUUCAUCUGAUAUCACCUCCUUUGAGAGAUUCAGUUGUAUUCCCCGCGUUUCCGCCUACAAAGGUGUCUGUGGUAAACUCAGAUGCAUUCACAGUCGCACGCGGUCUGAUCGACUCAUCUUUCAAUACACCGUCUUUUGUGCCCACCUCUUUGAGUUCUUCGCCAGGCGAGCAAGCGCCUUUCGUGCGUACAGCUGUCUUGAACCUCGCUAGCGAUGAGCUUCCUGGAGGAGGAUGGAAUUGCACUUUAUCUUGUACGCAGGAAGAAGCAUUAUGUUAUUCGUCAACGUUGUUCAACACCCUGAAACCAUCUUACUAUCCGUGGCCCAAUAUCGGGCGUGGUUCUGUAGCAGGUGUACUCUCACCUGCCGUAGUCGUUUUCCGUGCCGAUCUUGAUAGUGGCCUGGUGCCAUUGGAGCAGAGUGAUUGGAAGUUGGUGCAAGUCCUAACAGUCGCAGGGCCGUGCUGUCCUCCGUUGUCGGAGGAUAGGCAGAAGUUUGCGAGUGAUAGUGUUUUGGAGGACCUCAGGGGGAAAAUCAAACUGAUAUAUCGUAUGGCGGCAUGGAGCGGAUGUUGGGAUCUAGUGCUAGGUGCACUUGGAUGCGGCGCUUACCGCUGUCCGCCAAGGUUAGUCGCUGAAGAGAUGAAGGCCAUUUUACUCGAACCUGAGUUCAGAGGCUGGUUCCGCCAUAUAGUAUUUGCCGUAUACAGCUCAAACCGUAAUGGUCCUGGAAACUUUGGGGUAUUCAAAGACGCAUUAGAUGGUAUAGACGUGUAACAUCAUUACUAUCAGUCCUUUUGGUAGAUAGGUGCUGUGAUCCAAAAAAAAGUAAGAAUAUCCCCUUUUCACGUGUGUUACUUCAAAAUGAUGUGUAGCCUUACAACAACCGCCUCGCAUUCAUAGUUUUCGUUCAUAUUUUUCGUCC